ACAUAAAUACUAAUGCAGAAUAACUUGUUCCAGUUAACAUUGUUAAGACAUGUGGAUUAGAGAGAGAGAGGAAUGAAAAGGUUCAGCUGGGAGCUAAGCUUAUAACAUCAUGCUUGUUACCUGAAACCGACCAGAAGCAACCAAGGAACUGGACAUAGACGAUGGGAAAAAAAAGAGUUAAUGGUUGCUAGUCCACAUAAUAGUGGAGGCUGAGUGGGCAUGAAGGAGCGUAUAUAGUGUGAGUGAGAAGUCUCAAACCCCCUGCAAGGCUUUUUUCUAUUAAAGAGAAAAAAAAUAAAUAAAAAGGAAGAAGACAUGAAUCCUACAAAUCAAGAUCAAGCAUUUGGGACCAUUUUUGACUGGGACUAUCUCUUAUGGGAAGUUCGUUUGACAUUUUUAGCUGCUGGUUUUUUAAUCUACCUGGGAGUAUUUCUUCUGUCUCACUGUUUAUCCUCCCGGAUGAGUACCACUUAUCGUGCCUUGUAUGCAAAGGAGAAGGUGUUUUGGAAUAUGGCAGUCACACGUGGUGCGUUUGGACUUCAGAGCUGUGUUGCUGGGUUAUGGGCUUUGCUCAUAGAUCCCGUUUUUCAUGCUGACAAGGUGCAUUCACAGCAAAAGUGGAGCUGGUUUAAUUGUUUAAUAGCUGCUGGAUUUUUCUUGCUUGAAAAUGUAGCUGUUCAUAUGUCCAACAUCGUUUUUAGAACGUUUGAUGUGUUCCUCGUGGUUCAUCACUUACUUGCUUUUGGUGGCUUAGCUGGUCUAGUAAUCAAUGUAAAAUCUGGACAUUACCUGCCUUUGAUGGGAAUGUUGCUGGAGAUGAGUACUCCUUCCACCUGCAUUUCCUGGAUGCUUCUAAAGGCUGGCUGUGCAAAUACCUUUUUCUGGAAGGCAAAUCAGUGGGUGAUGAUCCACCUGUUUCACUGCCGCAUGAUUCUCACUUACCACAUGUGGUGGGUGUGUAUUUUCAACUGGAAUUCUGUGGUAGAAAACCUGGGACUUCUCCAUUUUAUUGUUUUAUUCUCUGGAUUAUUUGCUGUUACAUUAAUACUUAACCCAUACUGGACAUACAAAAAAACUCAGCAGCUCCUCAGCCCAACUGACUGGAACUUCGAAAAUAAAGCGACAGAAAAUGGAAAGUUAAAUGGUGAAACAUCCCAAAAGAAGAGGAUGUAACACCAGAACAUCUGUUUCCUAGUGUGAUAUUGGACUACAGCAGAAGAAUACGCUGCAAACUAAGUGGCCCAUGAAAUCAAAGCUUCUGCAAGAAGCUCGUUGAUGCGGACAUUCCUUGCUGUUUGUAUUCAGAAUGCAUCAGUGGUAUUUAAAAAUGUUGUCUGUAUUUCAUAUGUACAUAUUCAUAAAUCUUCAGCAUCUUAGCAAAGAAUUAUGCCAAUGGUUUUGUCUGUACUUAGAUAGUAUUUCAUGGUUUAGCAAUGACAUGCUCUAAUGAUAUCCUUCAUCCUAAUGCUUCAAAGUGGCUUUAUUGCUAACUUGUCCACUAAUCUUAGCUUGAAUUGAAUUUAGCUUUAUUCUCAUUUCACGUAUGUUGGAGAUACUGCUACUGAAAAUAACAUUGAGAAGAUUAAGAUCAAAUAGGUAUGGUGUGGAUACCUGUGUGCUAUUAAAUAUUUCCCGCUGGAUGAAUUGGUCAAGUGGCAGAAUGUAGUCAUGGCUCAGUUUGUGGGUCUUUCCUUAAGUGCACUUGAUGAAAAGGAAGAGACAGUUAAGUGUUUGCUAGCAAAAGAAAUUGUAGUACCCAGGUUGCCUUCAGUAUGAGACUUCAUAUCCACAGCAAACAUGCACAUGGUGAGGAGUGGGAACACCUGCUCAUUGUGCUGCUGGUCAUGCUAGGUAAUCAUAUUGGUCCUUUCUGGACUUGAAAUCUAUGAAAGACAAGAGUCAAUUAUAAGUUUGUUGGGUGAUUGGUAAGAUUAUCUUCUUUGUAGGUCACAAAUGAAUAAAUGUGCAAUUAGUUCCACUCGUGCUCCUGUUAUACUUCCUCUUAUUUUUGGAAAACCUCCUAGUUACAGAGCGUUUUAGAAUAUGAGGUGACUCAUAGAAUCAUAAAAUGGCCUGGGUUGAAAAGGACCUCAAAUAUCAUCUAGUUUCAACCCCCGUGCUAUGUGC
Molecule: messenger RNA, 2127 nt
Organism: Lagopus leucura (white-tailed ptarmigan)
Lineage: Eukaryota; Metazoa; Chordata; Aves; Galliformes; Phasianidae
Gene: CLN8
Product: CLN8 transmembrane ER and ERGIC protein
Exons: 3
Coding region: 316-1173 (285 amino acids)
Biological process (GO): lipid homeostasis
Cellular component (GO): endoplasmic reticulum; membrane
Source: RefSeq, a predicted model, not a curated record